Messenger RNA from Haplochromis burtoni (Burton's mouthbrooder), 2378 nucleotides. Its product is annotated as low affinity immunoglobulin gamma Fc region receptor II-like. The record is from RefSeq and is a predicted model, not a curated record. Lineage: Eukaryota; Metazoa; Chordata; Actinopteri; Cichliformes; Cichlidae. Gene Ontology annotation, molecular function: transmembrane signaling receptor activity. The transcript has 9 exons. The coding region runs from base 177 to 1091 and encodes 304 amino acids. Gene Ontology annotation, biological process: cell surface receptor signaling pathway.
UAAUAUAAAGAUACUAAAAAUAUAAUGUGUUCAAUAUAAAAAAUGCAGUUUCACCAAAUAAUUACUAUCUUUUUACAUUAUUAGCUGAUCUCGAGAAAAAAACGAAAAAAAACAAAGGAAUAUUUUUACUGUGAUAUUUUGAAUCCUAACGUCUCUGUACUUUGUCUCUUCACUGCAUGUUGUUUUCAGAUGUUAAUUCAGCAGCGUCUCUCACAGUGAGUCCUGACAGAGUGCAACACUUCAUUUUUGACUCUGUCUCACUGACCUGUGAGGGAAACUUCACAGAGUGGAGAGUGAUGACUGUUCUACAGCGCAACCCUUCAUAUUAUAAUAACUGUUGGAGAAUGACUGGAUCCACAUGUAUAAUCCACACAUGGGAUUCAGAUACUGGAGUGUACUGGUGUGAGUCUGGAUCAGGAGAGUUCAGCAGUGCAGUCAACAUCACUGUACAGAAAAAUUCUAUUUAUUAUCCUUACAAUUAUGUUCCUAUCCUGGUGAGUCCUGUUCAUCCUGUGACUGAGGGAGCUUCUGUUAGUCUGAGCUGCAGUUUGAGAACACAAAAAAUACUUUCCAAUGUGUUUUUCUAUCACAAUGACAAACUUAUUCAAAAUGAUACCCGAGGGGAGCUGAAGAUCUCUGCAGUGUCAAAGUCUGAUGAAGGUUUCUACAAGUGUCAGUACUCAGGAAGAGAGUCAGCACAGAGCUGGAUGUCAGUUAAAGUCAUUACAGUAACUGUGUCAGGAGCUGACAGCUCUUCAUCUCCUGUGUGGUUGAUGGUUGGACUGGUUUGUGGAGUCUCUCUCAUUAUUAUUCUCCUGCUCUUGUUGUAUCGCUGCAGACAGUCCAAGUGUUCCUGCUUCACCAGGUCGAUCCAGUCUGAGAGUCACAGUCCGGGCUCCUCCACAAAUCAUGGAGUCAACCAGAAUGAAACUCAUGUGUACGACUCUCUUCAACAUGGUACUGCUGACGUCUAUGAAUCAAUCAAACAAUUCAAAAACAGAAAUGGGGAGCAUCAUAAACCGGAGGGGAGUGCUUUUUACAUCAAUGUACAGAUGGGAGCUGCAGGUAAAAAGUCUGUCUGCACCUUCUAAACAAAGCCUGUAAGGAUACAGGAAGUCACAGACACCAGGGGCAGUCGGUGACCCCUCACACAUCCUUAAAGCUGAUAUCCACCAGCUUCUCAUGUAUUCAUCCAGCAAUUCCUCAGUCACCCGAGCUCAGAGCAGAAUUCCUCAUUCCCUCAAACAUAAGUAUAAACAUUUUUUUUCCCUCACCACAGAACAUCUAUAGCUGGGACAUAAAAAAUAUCAAGUUCAUUCAUGCUGUAUAUAAAACAGGUUCAUAUGUGAAAUGUAUGCAAUUAUAUUUGUGACUUAAGAUGAACAUUUGUUUUUCUCACCAACAGUUCUACUGAGUAACUGAUUUUUUGCAUGUUCUCCAUUCUUCGUCUUCCAGUUUUACUGAUUUGCUUUACGUCUGAUUUGUAACUCUCAACAACCCGACAUUAAUACUUUUAUUAAACUUACCAAACUAUUUUUAAUAUGCACUCUAGUUAUAGCUUUUUCCACCUCACUUUACAUUCAGCUUGUGGUUAAUUUUUUUUGUCUUUAUAGUUUUAACAGCUUGUCACUAUUUUUAGUCAUUAUUAUUUUUUGUCUGUGGUGCCUCCAGAAAUCUAUGUUUAACUUUAGUCAUUUUAACACAUUUUUAACAUUUCAGCCAUAGUUUCAGUGAAAUAUUCCAACUUUUAUCUCCCCUUUUAACCCUUACUUAUCUAUUAUAUUCAUUUAUUUGGACUGUUUCUAUUUCUACUGUGUAUUAUUAUUCUAAGCCUCUUCAGCUGCUUAAACUGCGAUUUCUGUUCUCAGAUCAGUUUAAUAUUUCCUUGUACUUCCUGUAUAACAGAAUUACUGUCUGUGGUACUUGUGAAUACAAGGACCUGCUCUCCUGUUGCUGUCUCAGGUAGUCUGUAUCAAGUAUAAAAAAAAACUGAUGACGACCGAACUUACAAGUAAGACUUAAUACAUAAAUAAAGUGUGAAUUUUAUUUUCUUUUGUGUGUAAAAUGUCUCAUUUCACGCCCAGAGUUAGGAGAAAAACACACAUAAGUAUAAUGCUUUAGAGUGAAACAUAAAAAACUGUUUGUAAUAAUAAAAACUGAUCUGACAUCAAGCAGAUUUUUUUGCCAAAUGUCGAGUUUCAUUUUCUCAGCACUUGACUGUCCACAGAUAAACCUGCUCACCUGUUUUAGAAAGAAAGCUUGUGAUCAAAAAGUCUGAAAUACUGAUAAAACUCAGAGUUGUAACCUAAUAGAUAGAAGCACAGAAGAAGUUUCUAACUGCACUGAUUUUGUUUAUAUUUUUCUGCUUAAUAAUUUGC